AUGAGUUCUCGGAAAGCGCUAUACCAUGCGUUUUGCGUAGCAUCGUCUUUCAAAGAACUCGCUAAAGGGAGCCUUUCGAUAAGCAAAGAGUCGCUGCGUUCUUGGUUUGAAACUUCGUCGCUAACUAGGCCAGCUCUCUCGAACUACCAAUGGUUCUACGACAAAGAGUGGGAAAAGGCUAGAAAAUUAUCUGAAAGGGUUAGAUCCGAUUAUGAGAAGUCCGAGCACGCUACAAAACACGGCACCCGCACCAAAGCAUCAGGCCCCAAAAAGACUGUCAGACAUUAUUCAACCCGCGCCAAGCAGUCUUCGCAUCAGCUUCAAUCCAGGCAGUCCGAAAAGACUGAUGCCGCUGUACAGAAUACUCAGGAAACUAGCGAAGACACGCCCCGAAAAUUGCAAAGUUCGAGCAUUCCGUCAUCGCGGAUCUCGAGACUCUUCCAUUACGGCUCUCUGGCCGCUGGUGUUGGGUUUUCAGCCGCAACUGAUGGCUUGAGUCAAGCAGUUCGUGGUCAGUCUCCUAAUUUCAAGUCGCUCUUACUAUCGGAUGCUAACAUUGAGCGAAUAGUCAAAAAGUUUUCGAAGAUGCGCGGUGCAGCUCUCAAGAUCGGCCAGAUGAUGUCAUUUCAGGACGAAAGUGUGCUACCUAAAGAACUCUAUAUUGUUCUUUCUAGGGUUCAAAAUGGAGCCAACUAUAUGCCUCAAAGGCAGCUGGACAGAUUGAUGACUCGCGAGCUAGGGAAAGGUUGGAAGGAUAAAUUCGCCCACUUCGAUUUGGUUCCCAUGGCAGCUGCAUCGAUCGGCCAGGUGCAUGACGCAGUGCUGCCUUCUGGCGAAGAAGUUGUGGUCAAGGUACAGUAUCCAGGUGUUAAAGAUUCGAUUGAUUCCGACUUGAACAACGUUCUUAUGUUUUUGACUGCCUCGCGACUAUUGCCUCGCGGGCUGUUUUUAGACAAAACCGUAGCAAACGCAAGGACAGAGCUGAGAUGGGAAUGUGACUACAAGAGAGAAGCAGCCGCGCUUCAAAAAUUCGAGCAACUACUAAAAAACGAACCUGACCUUGUUACUCCGCGUGUAUAUGAAGACCUUACCACAGACAGCAUAAUCACGAUGAGCAAGAUGCACGGCAAAGAAAUUAUGAAACUACCCUUAACGGUAUCUCAGGAAACGAGGAACUUUAUUUCAGAGACGAUCAUGCGGCUUUGUUUGAGGGAGAUCGCUGAGUUCCAGUUCAUGCAAACUGAUCCUAACUGGGCGAACUUUCUGUACAAUGGUUCAACACAAAAGCUUGAGCUUCUGGACUUUGGCGCCUCACGAAACUUUCCUGAAGAGUUUAUCUACAAAUAUCGCCGCAUGUUGACCGCUGGUACACAGAGAGAUCGCGAAAAAGUGGCUCAUUUUUCUAAGGAGCUUGGUUACCUAACAGGGCUUGAGUCUAAAGCAAUGGUUGACGCGCACGUAGAUUCUGUCAUGGUGCUGGCAGAGCCUUUCUGCGGCGACACUGAAUCAUAUUUUGAUUUUUCUGAGCAAACUGUAACAGACAGGAUAAGAGGAAACAUUGGCUUGAUGCUUAAGGAAAGACUUUGCCCGCCCCCGGAAGAAACUUACUCGUUACAUAGAAAAUUCAGUGGCGUGUUCUUGCUGUGCGCCAGAAUGAGAGCUCAGGUCCCUAUGGCGAAACUAUUUCAGGAACACUUCGCUCUUUAUGAGUAA
Messenger RNA from Lachancea thermotolerans CBS 6340, 1713 nucleotides. RefSeq names its product protein kinase COQ8 (gene COQ8). Gene Ontology annotation, biological process: ubiquinone biosynthetic process. The record is from RefSeq and is a predicted model, not a curated record. The transcript is spliced from 2 exons. NCBI's taxonomy places the organism in Eukaryota, Fungi, Ascomycota, Saccharomycetes, Saccharomycetales, Saccharomycetaceae. Gene Ontology annotation, molecular function: kinase activity. Gene Ontology annotation, cellular component: extrinsic component of mitochondrial inner membrane. Bases 1 to 1713 code for a protein of 570 amino acids.